AUGAAAUUUCUUUUGAUUUUCGCUUUCGUACUCAGCACCGCUACAGCGGCCGCAAUUUUCGAGCAGGAGGCAGCAGAGCAAGCCAACGCUACCAUUAACGGACGCAUCGUGAAUGGUGCCGACGCCUGGGAAGGACUAUUCCCGUACCAAGCUGGUUUGACUUUGGAAAAAGAUGGCAAAUGGUUGUGGUGUGGUGGUGCUUUGAUUGGUUCAAAUUGGGUUUUAACUGCCGCGCAUUGCGUUAAAGGCGUACAAGCAGUCACUGUCUAUUUGGGUAGUGUGUCGCGUGGUAACGGUCAAUUUUCCACCACAGUGCAUUCGCAAGACAUUCACAUUCACCCGGAUUACGAUAGCUUAAACGAUAUCGCUUUGGUUUGGAUCCACUCCGUCUCCUACUCUGGCAACAUACAACCCAUUCGAUUGCCCUCCUUCAAUCAAUACAGUAACUACGAAGGCCAAUGGGCAACACUCUCCGGUUGGGGUCACACCUAUGAUGGUUCGGGUCUGAAUGGACAUCUCAAGUAUGCCACAGUGCCGAUCAUUUCGAAUGGAGAGUGUUCUGUUUUUAACAUCAAUGACGGCAUCAUUUGUACAUCGCCCGUUGAAGGUCGCGCCGCUUGCAAUGGUGAUUCCGGUGGUCCAUUGGCUGUGGACAACAAUCAAGUGUUAGUUGGUCUUGUUAGCUUUGGGGGUGGCUGUCAUUCGUCUCUGCCAAAUGCAUUCGCACGGGUUUCUUAUUACUUGGGCUGGAUUCGUGACGUCACUGGUAUUGCUUACCGUCUUGAAACAAUCAACAUGAAGUUCUUAGUUGUCUUAGCACUCGCUGUAGCAGUGGCCACAGCCACACCAGUCUACGAGAAGAUCGCCUUCAUCGAGGACUUGCCUGAGUCGCCCGUUUUGGAAGGACGCAUCACCAAUGGAGAUUACGCUUGGGAUGGCUUGGCACCCUAUCAGGCUGGUCUACUUUUGCAGAAGUCUCAGGGCAAUUAUUGGUGUGGUGGCUCAUUGAUUGGCCAAAAUUGGGUGUUGUCCGCCGCUCACUGUACUGAUGGCACCCACACCGUCACCGUCUACUUGGGCAGCGUUGUUCGUUCUAAUGGUGAUCAAUAUGCUACGACAGUCCACGCCCAGGAUAUUCAUCAGCACUCCAACUACAACUCCAAUACUCUGGAUAACGAUGUAGCUCUCAUCUGGAUUCACUCUGUCUCCUACUCUGGCAACAUUCAAGCCAUCAGACUGCCAUCUUUCAACUACUACAGCAACUAUGAAGGUCAAUGGGCUACCGCAUCUGGCUGGGGCGGCACUUCGGGCAACAACCAAGAUCAUUUGCAGUACGUGAGUGUUCGUGUGAUCUCCAACAGCGAAUGUGCUGGUGUCUAUGGCAGCAGUACUGUUACCGAUAACACCAUUUGUGUUGCUACUGAUGGCGGUCGCUCAACUUGCGGCGGUGACUCCGGUGGUCCUUUGGCUGUGGACAACAACCAAGUGUUGAUUGGUGUGACUUCUUUCGUUGCGGCUAGCGGUUGCACUGCUGGUCUGCCAGCUGGUUUCCAACGUGUCAGCCGUCACUUGGACUGGAUCCGUGGUGUCACUGGCAUUGCCUACUAUUAA
This is a messenger RNA of Ceratitis capitata (Mediterranean fruit fly), 1611 nucleotides long. RefSeq names its product transmembrane protease serine 9. Gene Ontology annotation, molecular function: serine-type endopeptidase activity. Gene Ontology annotation, biological process: proteolysis. Bases 1 to 1611 code for a protein of 536 amino acids. The record is from RefSeq and is a predicted model, not a curated record. NCBI's taxonomy places the organism in Eukaryota, Metazoa, Arthropoda, Insecta, Diptera, Tephritidae. The transcript has 4 exons.